Molecule: messenger RNA, 1858 nt
Organism: Hippocampus zosterae (dwarf seahorse)
Lineage: Eukaryota; Metazoa; Chordata; Actinopteri; Syngnathiformes; Syngnathidae
Product: transmembrane protein 198-like
Exons: 4
Coding region: 17-1150 (377 amino acids)
Cellular component (GO): plasma membrane
Source: RefSeq, a predicted model, not a curated record
UAUUCACACAUAUCAAAUGUUUGUCUUCUUAGCUACCAAAUGGAGCUCAGAUGGACCUGAGAUAACACCCGCUGCCAGUCUACCUCGCAUCCUGGUCUUCUUCUGGACCCGAAACCCCAGAAUGGCAGAUCCCACCAGGCUAAGCUCAGAGCCGGUGGGGACCGGCAGUGCCGAAGUCAACGCCUGUAGCUUGGAGAUUGAGAGGAAGUAUGACAUCAUCCCAGCUGUCAUCUGCUCCAUGUGUUGCCUCUUUGGCAUCAUUUACUGCUUCUUUGGUUACCGUUGCUUCAAGGCGGUCAUGUUCCUGUCCGGUCUGAUGUUCGGCUCUGUUAUCAUCUUCCUGCUGUGCCACAAGGAGCACGUGCUGGACACUCAGCUCAGCGUGGAGGCCAGCGCCGGCAUCGGCCUCGGUAUCGGCCUGCUCUGCGGCCUGGUCACCAUGAUGGUGCGCAGCGUGGGCCUCUUCAUGACGGGCCUCCUGCUGGGCCUUCUCUUGGCUCUGGCCGCCCUGCUGCUCACUCUGCAGUUCUACACGCCCACCACGGUGUGGGUGCCCCUGGGCGCCUUGCUAGGAUCGGGGAUGCUAUUCGCCGUUUUGACGCUCCAGUGGCAGAAGUUGUUCACCGUCCUCUCCACGGCAGUGUUCGGCGCCGCCAUCAUGACGGUGUGCGCCGACUACUUUGUGGAGAUGCUGGCUUUGGCCUCGCACGUGUACGGCUGCCUGCGUCUUUCGCCGGGUCCGCCGCUCUGCUGGUACAGUUUGGUCAUUCUGGGCAUCUGGCCCACCCUCAGCCUCCUCGGAGUCCUGGUCCAGUGGAAACUGACGGACGGCAGGUUCUCCCACACCGAGGUGGUUUUAAGUCGGCGUCAGAAGAGAGUACAGCUGAUGCGCAUUCGAGAGAAGGACGCCAGGAAGCGACAGCAGGCAGGUGGGCAGGAAGGCACAUACCGCCGUAAAGCCACCCCAGUGAAACGUUACGCUGGGGACCUUCUGGCACCGAGCUACCUGCAAAGUCUGCGGGACAGACAAAUGGGCACCGGGACUUCCCUUAGUAGCCAGAGCACCACCAACCACACUAUGAUUGACUUGGACUGUGACACGGGCUCCACGGUGCCCCUCACAACGACAACUCCCGUCGUCAGGGUCUGAGCAAACUAUUUUUAAAAGAGGAGAGAAGAAAAAGGGACAUUCUGGUUCCGUUACGUGCUUGUGUUGUUCUGAAGAACUUGUGAGAAUGUUUUGUUGUUGAUCUGCAUGUGAAUAGAGGAUUACCAGUGGAGAGGGAUGCUGCUUUUUUUUUUUUUUAAAUUGGGAAUGAAGAACAUUGAACGCCACUAGAACUGCGGUGCUUCUUAGAGGAACAAGACACAAGCCACAGAAGGUUCUCUUGUUUCUCCCAUCGUGCAUUGACCACAUAACAGAGCCUGUGGUGCAUUUCUAUCAGCUAGUAAAUCUGACAUGUACUGUACUUCAAAAGUUAAGUUGCAUUGCCUUCAAGUGUUGCGUUGUUACCGUUUCUCAUUGAAGGACGUGUGAUGUUUUUUUUUUUAUUACCUUUUAGCUGCAAUAUGUCAUAGUGAAGCAAAAACUCAUUGGUGAUUGCGUUAAAGCCUUUUUUCUUUUAGUUGCACUCAGAUUUUUUUUUGUGAAGUUUUAGUCUGCGUGUGCUUGUCAAACGUUAUAAUUUAUUUGUCAUACAACCAAGUACAAGGUAGUGAUGUUUUUUAAAAAGUGUUUUUGAUUGGUAGCAGUCAUUAUCCUGUUUGACUUUAGCCGGGACAUUUCAACGUUUUUUUUUCUUCCUAAUUGUGUACAUACAUGUUGAUAGAAAAGAAUAAACUACAUGUUUAAUACUUA